Chlorella variabilis is the source of this 393-nucleotide messenger RNA. RefSeq lists its product as hypothetical. The transcript has 3 exons. NCBI's taxonomy places the organism in Eukaryota, Viridiplantae, Chlorophyta, Trebouxiophyceae, Chlorellales, Chlorellaceae. The record is from RefSeq and is a predicted model, not a curated record. The annotation marks the transcript as partial.
AUGCUGAACCACCAGGUCCCACAUUCGGCGGCUGAGGUGCAGAAUCAGGCGCCUGAGGCGCAGCAUUCGGCGGCUGAGGUGCCGAAUGGGGCGCCUGAGGUCCCACAUUCGGCGGCUGAGGUGCAGAAUCAGGCGCCUGAGGCGCAGCAUUCGGCGCCUGAGGUGCCGAAUCGGGCACCUUGCUGCCGCUGGCUGUCGCUGGCUGCUGCGGGCUGCUGGAUGCUGAACCACCAGGUCCCACAUUCGGCGGCUGAGGUGCAGAAUCAGGCGCCUGAGGCGCAGCAUUCGGCGGCUGAGGUGCCGAAUCGGGCGCCUGAGGUCCCACAUUCGGCGGCUGAGGUGCAGAAUCAGGCACCUGAGGCGCAGCAUUCGGCGCCUGAGGCGCCGAAUCAG